Molecule: messenger RNA, 2745 nt
Organism: Myotis davidii
Lineage: Eukaryota; Metazoa; Chordata; Mammalia; Chiroptera; Vespertilionidae
Gene: FAM133A
Product: family with sequence similarity 133 member A
Exons: 4
Coding region: 490-1218 (242 amino acids)
Source: RefSeq, a predicted model, not a curated record
UGAGGCACACACCCCUGGAAGACGUUUUUUCCCCUCAAAAUUCUAUCUUUAUAGUUUUAUAAUUUAAAAAGAAAAGCUUAGAUAAGUGGUAAAAAUACUAGCCAUUGUUUCUAACAAGGGAAGAGGAGUGUCCUCCCGUCUGCUCAUCCAGAACUCCUGUCUGGCCUCUCACAAAAACCUGUUUUUAAACAAUUGGAUGAAAAUACUCCAAAUGGCAUCAUUGGGCAGUGUGAUUAUGAUUCUUUUCUGCUACAGAACAACUCCCUUGGUACAACCCAAAAGACCAGUGUUUACUUUUCAUUGAAAGAACUUGAAAAGGAGUCUAAAAAGAAGCCACUGGGAAGGUGAGUAAAAACCAAGAGUGUGUGAUUCUGGAAGCCAAUUGAGAACAGAGCCCACUUGGUAUACCAGCAGAUGAAGAACUUAAGGAGUGUGUCUAACCUUAUUCACCUUAGCAACUGAGAGUCUGCUCUGUGACCAUUAGGCACCAUGGGAAAGAGAGAUAACCGGGUAGCCUAUAUGAAUCCUAUAGCAAUGGCCAGAUGGAGGGGCCCAUCUCAACCUGUAGGCCCAACAAUACAAGAUUAUCUGAAUCGACCAAGGCCCACCUGGGAAGAAGUGAAGAAAAAAAUAGAAAGUAAAAAGAAAGGUUCCAAAGCAUUGGCAGAAUUUGAAGAAAAAAUGAAUGAGAAUUGGAAGAAAGAGCUAGAGCAAAGCAGGGAGAAAGCAUUAAGUGGAAAUGAGGGUCCGUCCAGAAAAAGAGAACGAAAGAAAAAGAAAAAGAAGAAAUCUUGUCAGUCUUCAUCUUCUUCAUCAAGUUCUGAUUCUUCGAGCAGUUCUUCAGAUUAUGAGGUUGAGAAAAAGAAACGAGGAAAAAAGAGAAAGAAAAAGAAGAAGCAUUCACACAAAUCAUCAGACAGCUCUACAUAUGAAUCUGAAUCAGAAAGCAAAGAGUAUAGAAAAAAGAAAAAGAAGUCAAGGGAUGAAACAGAGAAAGAAAAGUAUAUUAGAAGUGUCAGCAAAAAAAGAAAGAAGACUCACCCUGAGGAUAAACCUCUAUCAUCAGAGUCCUCAUCAGAAUCAGAUUACGAAGAGGAGAUCCAAGCAAAGAAGAAGAGAAGACAUGAAGAGCAAGAACAAACAAUGGAAAAAACAAAGAAGAAGAAAAAGAAACAUCACAAGAAACAUAGUAAGAAGAAGAAAAAGAAGUCCAGUUAAGUCACAAGUCAGGAUAACAUCAAGAUGAAAUAAAGCAAGAUUUCUCUAUUUAAAAAGCAAGGCCUAAAAGAAAAUCCAACUGUGAAUGUUUGGGCCCAUUUACCAAAAUGCAUGAAUUUCCCUGUGUUAAUAGAAUUAUUCUUGGACUUUGAAUUUUCAGUCAAAUGCCACUGUGUCAGAAAGGGCCAUAAUUGUUGCCUGUGACGUAUAUAUAGGAUUUUGUUUGUGUCUUUUUCCUUCCAGUGUUUACUCUGACACCUGAGAUGCUGUUGUCACACUAGUGGUUAAAAUGGUUGGAAUUAAAGUAAAAUGUUUUAGAUAAUAUUUAUGACAGAAAUAUAUCUAAUUUUAAAGUUAUCUAAUUUGGGUAUAUGUUAUCCAAAAGAUCCAGACAAAUAUAAUUGACAUUUUUGAAGCAUGGACUAAACAUUGAUGUCUCAAAAUCUUUAUUUUUGAAGAUAAGUUUAAUUUAUUUCAUUUUUCUCCUUAAAAAACUUUUGUUUACAUGGGGAAAGAGCUUGUGGGGGACUGGGGUGAGAGUUUGUUAUCACUUUGGCUAGCUGAAUAGUGUGCCUUUGAUCCUUACACAUUCUAUUUUUGCCAGUGCAGCAGCCAUUCUUUUCUUACUUAGUGAAAUUCUGGUAUGUUGUUGUAUGCUGCUUCAAGUGAACAAGAAAGACAACAACUUAACAGUAUAAGUAAGCCCCCAAUUCUAUGAAAUUUACCUCUAAUUCAACAGUACUGAAUAGAAUUUAGCAUUAGAAUGUUACAUGAUUUGCAUUAUCUUUGAUACCCAUUGGAGGGGAAUAAUUUUAAAUAGACCCUGGUAUUUUUUGAUUAAUAAAGAUUCUGAAAUAUUUUGCAUGUUUUAUACUAUUAAUUUUUGAUUAUCCACAGAUAUUCUAUAUAACCGGUACUCCUUUUUAUAUGAUUUAUGCUUAAAAUACAAGUUUCAAGUUUGUAAUUUCUUACUCUUACUAUAUUAAUUUCAUUACUGUGUUUAAUUUCACACUUGCGAAAAUAUUUAGCAUGUACAAAAGAAGGUUUUUAAAAAUUAUUUAAUGCCUUCAUAUUGAAGCUGGUUUACUGUAAGCAAGUUGAGUGCCAGACCUCUAGUAUAUUGUGUGUCUUGUUAUACAAAACUACUGCCAAAAUUUUAGUAAAUAUACUGUUUUUAAAGAUUGUUGUCUUAAGCAUUACUAGUGAAUUAAAAUAAGAGUUGAAUUUGGGAGAUAAUGAUAUCAUUGAUCUUCCUAUGUCAUAUUUUACUAAGAACCCGUGCCUCAUUUCUGUUGCUGAUUCUUGUUAACCACUAAUGCUGAAAUGAGUUGAAAAUUAUUUUUACUUUACAUUUUUAUAUAUCAGAAUAAUAUGAUUUAUAAAUUGGUGUUUCAAAAAAUACCUAUUACAGGAGAUGGGCCAAUUGUAAUGUCAUAUGUACAAAAUAUUUUGGCAUGAUGAGAGUCAAUAGCUAUUUUUUUUUAAUUGCCCAUUUCGCGUCGGGUCCCUUGAAUCACAAGCAAAACU